UCCAUUUUCCUAUGAGUCCAAACGCAACACGCGGGACUCUCUACGUCAGCACGCUACGCGCCAAAUUUGUUUCGUGCGGAAGGCGCAACAACAAAAUACCAGUGGACACUGUGUUCUUCAAAUUUUGUCUUUCAGUCGCCGCUAUUUUGCUAAAUUUUUCCUCUUCAGUAUGUCUCAGCAGGAUGGCUAUUCCCCCAGCUUCAAGCGACCGGCUGAAAUUAUGCGAAUGAGGAGAAAAAGAGGCCGAGGCGACGCCGCUGUCUUCUCUAGCCCGAGCGGCCAGGAUUCCCCUGGCAGUCCUACACAAAGCGGCUCAUCCCCGGCAUGUGUUCGGCCUUUCUCCCCGGGGCCACUUUUCAAGACUCAGAACCGCUCCGGGGGUGGGAUGAAACGCAGAAACCCGUUCGCAAAUAUUGAAAACACUUACAAUCCCAAAAAGAAAUGUCUAAUUUAUAACGACGACGGGAAUGCCGAAGCUGCCGACAGUAAAAAGAUAAACAAAUCGACAGAAGAAGAGGGAGAUGAGGACGUGUCAUCAAGGAAAGAGGGUCAAGGAGUUUUAUCUUUCAGUGCAAGUUUGACUGAGGCAGAAAAACAGGAACACCAAGAUAUUUCCAGCAAGAAGUGUCUUACAUUCUCCGAAGAUGACUCUCUGUUUGAAGAAGAGGGUGGAGAUGUUAAAAGUCCACUGCUGAAGCUCUCUGCCCAGAGUCCUCAGGCCAUUGCUCCUGCCUCUAUAGCUCCUCCCGUCUGCACAGAGUACCCAGCAGACUGGAGCCUGAAGACUCGCCUCCUAUUCACCUCCUCGCUCUCCCUGUCAUGGGCUGAGCAGCCCAAAGCCCAGGACGAAUCCCUGGGGCUCAGCCAGCACUGCAGAGCUCAGUUUAACACCUUACCUCACACACUACAGGAUCCCAGGUCCUGCUCGGAGCUUCGAAGUGCCUUCCAGCAGAGCCUGGUCUACUGGCAGCAUCCCUCCCUACCAUGGAUCUCUCUGUUUCCCAGGAUCAAUGCUGAGAGGAGCUUCACGGGGAAGAGCACCCCCUGGGCACAAGAUACAUCACUGCAGCAGAGUCUCAUGAGUGAAUGGUCAGUCAGUCUGUCUUCUCUCUACAGUCUACUGAAGGCCAGACUGUGUCCUUACUUCUACCUCUGUUCCUAUCAGUUUACAGUGUUUUUCAGGGCAGCAGGUCUCGGUGGUUCUAAUAGCAUCACAGCCUUGAUUUCUCCUACAACCCGGGGUCUCAGAGAAGCAAUGAAGGCUGAAGGUAUAGAGUUCAGUCUCCCUCUAGUGGAGGAGGAGAAGAAGAACAAGGAACAACAAAACCUGACAGUGCAACAAGGAGAAGAGGAGCAACACAAGGAGAAAGCAGAGGAGUUUUCUGGGCUGAAAGAAGGUAUAGACUGUCAGGCAGGUGAUAAGGGGGAAAAGGAUGGAUACAAUGAUGAUGACGACAGUGGUUUCUCCUGGUUGAAGGAGAUGGGAAUUCAGGACAAAAUCAAGAAGCCCGACAGCAUCACCAUUCAACUUCGUAAGGAGGGUCACACUGUGUCUCUGGACCAUAAACCAGAGUCUGUGGUGUGUGUGGAGGGAUCUCACACGUUCACCCUCAUCAACUUCCUCAUUAACUGUAAGAGCCUGGUGGCUGUAGCGGGUUCCCAGGCUGGGUUACCACCAACACUGCUGGCUCCCACUGCUUUCAGAGGAGCUACAAUGCACACACUGAAGGCCCGCAGUGUGAACGUGAAGAGCCAAGUUGGUUCUACCUACCAGAAUAUCAGCAGUCUGGAGAUCACAGGACCUAUCCUCCCCUCCUCUCUCCAUGCCAUCACAACCCUCCUUCGGCCUUCACAAAAAGGAAAUUUCUCAGCUACUCUUUACACACACACACCUACUGCUGUCAUGAACAUAUACACCACCAAGCAAAAGUAUACCAGUUGUCCGUUGGACCUGUCUGGCUGUGGUCUCCAUCCUGCUUCCAUCCAGCAGUUGCAGCAGCCCUCUAGCCUGGGCAAGACUGCUCUGACACACAUCAACAUGAACAACUACAGCUAUACCUGGAAGAACUGAAGGGAAGUGUUAGUGACCCUGUGUGUUCCUGGAAGAAAGUGUGUGACAGAAACAUCUUUUCUAUUGCACAUAAAAGCUGCACAUUUACUGUUGUUUUACCCCUGUUGAGAUUGCUCUUGUUCAGUUUGAUAUUAGGAAAUGAUCCUAAUAGAAUUCUGAAGAGCUGCUUGAAGAAGUUAAACCAGUACUCCUCUGAGUGUAUGUUUCUCUUUAAAUGCCUUUUAAAAACAGAUUUUAUUGCAAUGCAUUUUGUUUUGUUUGUUUAAUCUUUUUUUAAAGCUAUGAUCUUGUAAUGAUUGAAAUAUUCUGUGUAGUUAGUGUAGAUAUAUGAACAGUUUAAGCAGCUCGUUAAUAAAUGCAUUUUAUUUGUUUCUAAUUUGUUUUAUUUUGGGUAAAACUGAUUUUAUUUUGCCAUUAUUUUUUUUCAUUUCAGCUUUUAUCAAAUUAAAUUAUUGGUGCACUGUGACAUGUUUUGAGAUGGUGUUGCAGGACUGUAUGGAAUAAAUGUAUUCCUUGGGGAAUCUAUUAAGUGCUGGGGAAGUUACAUUUCAGCAAUAAAUGUUUUU
Messenger RNA from Xiphias gladius (swordfish), 2637 nucleotides. RefSeq names its product protein downstream neighbor of son homolog. Gene Ontology annotation, biological process: nuclear DNA replication. The record is from RefSeq and is a predicted model, not a curated record. Bases 170 to 2071 code for a protein of 633 amino acids. The transcript is spliced from 12 exons. Gene Ontology annotation, cellular component: nucleus. Lineage: Eukaryota; Metazoa; Chordata; Actinopteri; Istiophoriformes; Xiphiidae.